UUACAGGUGCCCACCACCACACCUGGCUAAUUUUUGUAUUUUUAGUAGAGAUGGGGUUUCACCAUGUUGGCCAGACUGCUCUCAAACUCCUGACCUCAGGUGAUCUGUCCACCUCGGCCUCCCAAAGUGCUGGGAUUACAUGGAUGAACCACCGCGCCUGGCUCUGAUUUUUUUUAAUCAUCAUUAUUUUGAGGCAGGGUCUCACUCUGUCGCCCAGGCUGCAGUGCAGUGGCGCCAUGAAGGCUCACGGCAGCCUCGACCUCCUGGACUCGAGCAAUCUUCCCACCUCAGCCUCCUGAGUAGCUGGAACCACACAACAUGUACCACUGUGCCCAGCUAAUCUUUAUUUUUUGUAGAGACGGAGUCUCACCACGUUGCCCAGGCCUCAGCCUCUUAAAGUGCUAGGAUUACAGGCAUUGAGUGUGAAGUGUUGAACAGCGGCUCAGGGAGGCCAACCAGGGUCCAGCAAACCCCGUCCCUGCUGCCUCCAUUGGUCCAGAGCUGGUACCCGCAGCCAGCAUGACACUCACCCAGUCCCAGACAUUGUGGGUCAAUAGAGAGAAAUUCAGAUAGCUAAGAGAAUGGAAGCGGACAAAGGAGGCACAGGAGGAUUCCGUGCCAGAGUCCGGAUUGGUCACCCCCAUUCAGGCUCUGCCUGAGGAAAGGAGAAUGGGGUCUGGGCACAGUCAGCUGGACGGAGCGUCUGAAGACGGCUUGCACCAGAGCCCUCCGUGGCUGAAGGGAGAAGCUAGGGGGUGAGUCAGCCACAGGGCUUGAUGCAACAGACAGGAACUAGAUGAUCUAGGAAGGGAGAAAUGAGGCUGAGCAGGAGACAGCCCAGGCUCCCUGGCUGCCACCGCCUAAUCUGUCCCCCUUCACACACAUCCCACACACAGUGUUUAGACAGAGCAGCAGAGAAGAAACAGACAUCCUGGAUCCCACAGGGAGCAGGCUGGGGCUGGGAACAGGAGGUCUGUUUAUUCCUGGCAGUCACAUAUCAGAAGGGUCCCACACCCACUUCUGUCCAGGCCCCAGGCUGAACUCUCCCAGAGCCUGUGACUUCUGCCCGACCAGAUCCCGUGGUUCUGAGGACCGGCCCUGGAACCCUGCGUCCUUCCGACCCACCAGCUCCCUCGAGGAUGGAUUUGAGGCUGGAUGCUUUCCUCUUCCCACUUUUUGUCCCAACAGAAGUCCCUGCUCUCCAGGAUCCCUGACUGGCUGUGCAGAGCUGGCACAGCCACACUCCACGGGCUUCCAGCCCUUCAGGCCCAGCUCUCCCGGAGAGCACCAAAGUCCCUUUGCUCCAUUUACUUGCGCUCUUCAGGCAGCAAGUGUUUCCUAAUGUCUCACCCCCAGUCCCAGCUUUCCUGCUGCAAUUUCUGCCUGUUCCCUCCCAUUUCAGGCCUUAAGGGAGUGUGGCUGGGCUUCUCUCCUCCCCCUCACUCCAAAGCUGCACUUGAUACAAGGUGGAAAUCAAGGCACCACUUCUGGCUUCCCAGCCUUGAACUUGCCCUUCCCUCUCAAUGUACCUGGUUUCCUCAGCUUCCCUGUGCAGCAAGAGUGUCACUCCCCUCUUGCUUUUCCCAAGCUCCCCAUGUGCCCCUCUCAGCAGAUCUGUCUUAGAGGGGCCAGGUGCAGAGAAAGGCAGAAAUCCUAAUAAUGUUCCCAGCGAUCGCUGCCUGUCGCGGAGUGCUGAAGGGACAAGUGUUGAUCUGAGUCCUCAUCACACGGGACUUCAUUUAGUCUCACGAUAGGCAUGCCGGCUGCCACUCCAGGACUCCCCUGUCCCCAGGACCAAGAUGACGCCCAACAGCACUGGCGAGGUGCCCAGCCCCAUUCCCAAGGGGGCUUUGGGGCUCUCCCUGGCCCUGGCAAGCCUCAUCAUCACUGCGAACCUGCUCCUAGCCCUGGGCAUCGCCUGGGACCGCCGCCUGCGCAGCCCACCUGCUGGCUGCUUCUUCCUGAGCCUACUGCUGGCUGGGCUGCUCACGGGUCUGGCAUUGCCCACGUUGCCAGGGCUGUGGAACCAGAGUCGCCGGGGUUACUGGUCCUGCCUCCUCGUCUACUUGGCUCCCAACUUCUCCUUCCUCUCCCUGCUUGCCAACCUCUUGCUGGUGCACGGGGAGCGCUACAUGGCAGUCCUGAGGCCACUGCAGCCCCCUGGGAGCAUUCGGCUGGCCCUGCUCCUCACCUGGGCUGGUCCCCUGCUCUUUGCCAGUCUGCCCGCUCUGGGGUGGAACCACUGGACCCCUGGUGCCAACUGCAGCUCCCAGGCUAUCUUCCCAGCCCCCUACCUGUACCUCGAAGUCUAUGGGCUCCUGCUGCCCGCCGUGGGUGCUGCUGCCUUCCUCUCUGUCCGCGUGCUGGCCACUGCCCACCGCCAGCUGCAGGACAUCUGCCGGCUGGAGCGGGCAGUGUGCCGCGAUGAGCCCUCCGCCCUGGCCCGGGCCCUUACCUGGAGGCAGGCAAGGGCGCAGGCUGGAGCCAUGCUGCUCUUCGGGCUGUGCUGGGGGCCCUACGUGGCCACACUGCUCCUCUCAGUCCUGGCCUAUGAGCAGCGCCCGCCACUGGGGCCUGGGACUCUGUUGUCCCUCAUCUCCCUGGGAAGUGCCAGUGCAGCGGCAGUGCCCGUGGCCAUGGGGCUGGGCGAUCAGCGCUACACAGCCCCCUGGAGGGCAGCCGCCCAAAGGUGCCUGCAGGGGCUGUGGGGAAGAGCCUCCCGGGACAGUCCCGGCCCCAGCAUUGCCUACCACCCAAGCAGCCAAAGCAGUGUCGACCUGGACUUGAACUAAAGGAAGGGCCUCUGCUGACUCCUACCAGAGCAUCCGUCCAGCUCAGCCAUCCAGCCUGUCUCUACUGGGCCCCACUUCUCUGGAUCAGAGACCCUGCCUCUGUUUGACCCCGCACUGACUGAAUAAAGCUCCUCUGGCCGUU
Gorilla gorilla gorilla (western lowland gorilla) is the source of this 2934-nucleotide messenger RNA. It is a transcript of the gene GPBAR1, whose product is annotated as G protein-coupled bile acid receptor 1. Gene Ontology annotation, cellular component: plasma membrane. Bases 1800 to 2792 code for a protein of 330 amino acids. Gene Ontology annotation, molecular function: G protein-coupled bile acid receptor activity. The transcript is spliced from 2 exons. The record is from RefSeq and is a predicted model, not a curated record. Gene Ontology annotation, biological process: G protein-coupled receptor signaling pathway. NCBI's taxonomy places the organism in Eukaryota, Metazoa, Chordata, Mammalia, Primates, Hominidae.